GAUCGUAUUAUUUUAGAGUCGAAUACUACACCGUCAUCCAACGGCAUCCCUGAGCCAACUGAAAUUCAACGACCAACUUCGUCUCCAGCUAUACUGGCGGUUCAACAAGAUAACGGUGAUGUCGAAUCUAUGAUAACAAUAUCAUCAGCAUCAUCAAUGAACGCUAUUGAUGCUGGAGAAUUAUAUCGUGGAUGGUUCCCCACAUUACAACGCACCUUAUGGAUACUUUCAAAACUUUAUCGGUGUGUUAAU
Racocetra fulgida is the source of this 252-nucleotide messenger RNA. The record is from the annotation of a GenBank genome assembly. Lineage: Eukaryota; Fungi; Glomeromycota; Glomeromycetes; Diversisporales; Gigasporaceae.